Messenger RNA from Glycine soja, 408 nucleotides. RefSeq lists its product as uncharacterized. The transcript has a single exon. The record is from RefSeq and is a predicted model, not a curated record. The coding region runs from base 1 to 408 and encodes 135 amino acids. NCBI's taxonomy places the organism in Eukaryota, Viridiplantae, Streptophyta, Magnoliopsida, Fabales, Fabaceae.
AUGAAUUGGGUAUCUUCCAACCCUGUCUUGCUAAACUAUUUUGAUAAAAUUGUGGUGUUCAAUGAUUCUAGAGUGAGUAAGGAUAGGAUGUUUAUCUUUGCCAACCAAGUUGUGACAUCUUUAAAAGAAGAUGCUCAAGUGUACAUGAUCUUGUCUAACCUGGAGAUAGAGAAAAAGGUUUCCAUGGGUGACCUCCCUAUUGUUAGAGAGUUUCCUAAAGUGUUUCUUGAGGAUAUAUCCGAUUUACCACCUGAGAGAGAGAUAGAGUUUUCCAUUGACUUGGUACCCGGUGCUGGACCCAUAUCCAUAGCCCCUUGUAGGAUGUCUCCUGUAGAGUUAGCUGAGCUUAAGAAAGAGUUAGAGGAGUUGUUGGAUAAGCAGUUUAUGAGACCUAGUGUGUUUCCUUAG